GUGGAUGAUUUUCUGCGCGCGCUCGAUGAUUUUCAACCGGUGAUACCGGACGAGCUGACGAAUCUGUACCUGAAGCGCGCGGGCGCGGCGACGCCGGACGCGCGGGUGACGCGGUUGGUGUCGCUCGCGGCGGAGCGGUUCGUCAGGCAGAUCGCGGACGACGCGUACAGGUGCGCGGUGCAGCGGAAUCAGGCGCAGGCGCGGGAGAAGAAGGAGCGAGGGUACGACCCGAGGGAUAAGCGGUUGGUGCUGGAGACGGAGGACUUGGCGGCGGCGCUCAAGGAUUACGGGGUGAACUUGCAUAAACCGCCGUAU
This is a messenger RNA of Ostreococcus lucimarinus CCE9901, 315 nucleotides long. RefSeq lists its product with no specific name. Gene Ontology annotation, molecular function: promoter-specific chromatin binding; RNA polymerase II general transcription initiation factor activity. NCBI's taxonomy places the organism in Eukaryota, Viridiplantae, Chlorophyta, Mamiellophyceae, Mamiellales, Bathycoccaceae. The record is from RefSeq and is a predicted model, not a curated record. The transcript is spliced from 2 exons. Gene Ontology annotation, cellular component: transcription factor TFIID complex; SAGA complex; nucleus. Gene Ontology annotation, biological process: transcription initiation at RNA polymerase II promoter. The annotation marks the transcript as partial.